Molecule: messenger RNA, 9914 nt
Organism: Mugil cephalus (flathead mullet)
Lineage: Eukaryota; Metazoa; Chordata; Actinopteri; Mugiliformes; Mugilidae
Gene: hivep1
Product: HIVEP zinc finger 1
Exons: 8
Coding region: 1384-9297 (2637 amino acids)
Biological process (GO): regulation of transcription by RNA polymerase II
Cellular component (GO): nucleus
Molecular function (GO): DNA-binding transcription factor activity, RNA polymerase II-specific; zinc ion binding; RNA polymerase II cis-regulatory region sequence-specific DNA binding
Source: RefSeq, a predicted model, not a curated record
GUUUUGGAGGCUGCGUCGACACAUGUUCCUGUUACUUUGACAUUUUAGGGUAAAUCAGGCUAAAUAACAAACACUUUUUAAUGUUUAGUGGCUGCGUUUCUGUCAAACAUUCAUAUAUUUCAGGAUUUAGUUCACAUAGUGUACAUUUAUUUUAUAUACUGGACGCAAUUAAACAUUUUCACGUUAAUAACCACAUCAGACAUAAAAUAAUUGCUCAAAGCAGACCAUAAUUAUGUCCCAAAUGUCGUCUAAACCCAGAAGAAAAACUUAAAUCAGGAAGCGAUUGGUCAAAUUAAACCAGCGGCGUCACGACGGUUAAAACCAGAACCGUCCAGAUUCUAUCGGGGUCACUAUCGACAAAAAAGGAACCGAAAAAAGAAGUUGUAGGAUCAGAAGCGGAGUCAAAGUGAAAAAAGAAAAACCCUGCAGAGUGUUCCUGGUCUGGUGAGCCCGAGCUGUUAGGCAAUCAACAGUUGGCAGGACGCACUGGAUUCCUCCCCCCUCUGACACAAACAGGGAGGGAGGGAGGGAGGGAGGGAGGCUGAGUGAGAAGGAUCCCCUGGAGGGUGCCAAAGCCGGUUUCAGUGACGUCACCCGGGCUGCUCUGUUUGGCCGGGCCCUCCUCGCCCUCCUCCUCCUCCCCCUCCUCCCUCCUCCUCCCCCCUCCUCCUCCUCCUCCCCCCCUCUCUUCCUGGGCCUUACAGGAAUUCCCCUCCUCGUCACAUUAUUCUGAGGAAACCGCAGGCAACGCCCCGCACCGCUGCACAGCCACAGCUGAUAGGGCGGAAACGCUAGACUUGUGACUGCUUGUGUUGACACAGAGUGUGUGUGUGCACUUGUUGUCUUUUUGUUUUGUUUGCUCCGACAAAAGGAGUCACUGAACGAUGUUUGAGCGUAUGAAACAUCACCACUCUUGACCCGGAGGACAUUUUGUCCUGUGAAAGGCUUAAAACGGAUAGGCACAUUUAACCAAAAAAAAAAGAAAAAAAAAAGGGGGUUGAUAAGAAAGGAAAAAGAGAAACUCGGCUUUGUUUCCUGUUUUUGCUCCGAACGUAUCCGAGGUUGGAGAUUUGUGAAGAUUUGACUUUUCGGGCUUUUAAACAAAAACACAAACUCCUGCUCUCGUCAAAGCUGAAUGAGACGCCUCCGUCACAGACAGGAAGCAGUCACUCAUUCAUGGCGCCACGGUAACCAACAACAAGUGGGCAGUGGGACAGUCGAGCCGGAGGGAUCCGCACCGACUUCGAAACUCUUUUUUUUUUUUUUUUUUUUUUUUUUUUGUGCGACGUUGUCGUACAUCAAGUACAUCAACAAGCAGCAGCAGCGCCGCUUUCAGUUUUGGUUUGACAGACCCUGCGGGACUCCGGGCUGCUCUGUGCACUGAUGAAUAAAAUUGAGGAGGCACAGAAGGAGCUUAAAGAUCCCAAAGGCCCAGAGAAAGGGCUUUCUGAAAGCAGUCGAAGAAAUGCAGAUAACAUAAAAGGCCUCAAGAGGAAAAAGGUUGUUGCAGAGAAUCAACUUAAGAAAAUCCCCAAAUCUCCAGUGAAGAAGCCCCUGCAAGUGAAAACAUCUGAAACUAUUCUCCACGGGUCAUCGUCCCAGGAAACUACACCUUCCUGCUCCUCCUCUUCCAACAGUCCUUCCCACAACCCUGCCACAUCACCCAGUGGAAAAAGAGACGCACAGUAUGCCCAACCAGUUGCAGCGUCCCCUGAGAGGGGGUCAUUUUCCACGGAUGCUGAAAGGUUAAAGCAGGAGAAAACGUCACUUGAGGCCACAGAUGGUGAGGAGUGCUCUUUGAUUACUGCUGAAGUGACCCAGCCCAAAGGGAGCGAGAGCCAGGACCCCAGCUUUGAGGGAGAACCCUACCACAGCAGUGCUCCGCUUGAUGUCCUACUUAAGGCCAUGGAGCCUGACUUUAGUACUCUGGCUGAGAGGAAACACUCCUUGCAGGCCACAGCCAUUGCUAAACCAGCUGCAGCUCUUCAUGCUCAAAGCAGUGGUGAAGUAACAACAAUGCCAGCUGUCAACAUUGGUCUCCAGACGCAACCUUCCCACAUGCAGACCUACUACAUUGACAAACAAGGCAACUUUAUUGGCAUUGCAGCACCACUACAGGGAAAUGUGCAGACGUCCACACAGGGUAACUCUCCGCUUGCUGCAACACAGUUUAUGCCCAUUGCGUCAAACCCAGAAAAGCCUAGCCUGCACAUGAACUUUAGUACUGGACCAUCCACUAUAACCCAUGCCCCUGUUCCUUCCGGCUCCAAUGCUUUGCCGCAAAGCCAACCACCAGUUGUGCACACAUGCCAGUCCCUCUCUGCAAGUGUUCCCAGCACCAUUCAGGUCCCAGUUACACCGGGUAACAACCAGGUCCAGAUGACCACUGUAGUGAACUUUAAUGCUGAACAGGUUUCUAAAGACCAAAAACCUAAGAAGCCAGGAAAGUAUGUUUGUGAGUACUGUAAACGGGCGUGUGCAAAACCCAGUGUGCUGCUCAAACACAUCAGGUCUCACACAGGAGAGAGGCCAUAUCCCUGUGUUACAUGUGGCUUCUCGUUUAAAACCAAGAGCAACCUGUACAAGCACAAGAAAUCACAUGCUCAUGCUAUAAAACUGGGUCUCAUUGCACGCUCUGAAUCUGGAGGUGGGUCGCUAUCUCAAGAAUCUGAUAAAGCCGCCGGAACGCAUUCAGAGGCAGAGGACAGCGGGGACAGCGAUGAGGAAGGUAGCACUGCAGACUUGGACCCUGACUCGUCGCAGAGCAGCGUGGCAGCUUUGUCUGAAACUAGUUUACAGGGUGUGUACACAACACAAGCAAGCCAUGGAGAAGCAGACUCAUCGGGUGUGUUUGAGUCAAUCAAAUCAUCCCCGGGUCAGAGGGCACACGAGCCUAAAGUGACGGCAGCUCUUCCAAAAGUUGUCGUGUACCCAGUAAAUGUCUCGCCUCUGAGGGCGGACAGUCCGAGAGUUACAGGCGCAGCACCUGAGCAAGCUGCAGCACAACGGCAACGAGACUUCCAAACUGCAAAUCUGAGGUCGAGCAUCACAGUCCUGUCGUCUCUGAAAGAGGUGGAUGGUACAAAUCCCUCACUAGACACCGUGAGUGAAGAUGAAGACCAACAGUGCAAGUCUCCGCUGUUAAGUGGACACGCACAGCUUCAGCGGCAACAAGCAACAGACUUUUCUCAGCAGCAACAGCCCAAGUGUCUCCUUAGUCCCCGCAGCUUGGGAAGUACAGACUCUGGCUACUUCUCACGCUCUGAAAGUGCUGAUCAGGCCAUGAGUCCACCCAGUCCGUUUGUAAAAAUAACUCCACCAGUGGACAUUGAUAUUGCCAAGAAUCUUCCCAACGUUCCUGCUGUAGUCGCUACAGUGAUGCAUGUAGCAACUGAGCAAAGGCCACGCGCCACAGAAGGACAGAUGCGGCCACCAUUAGAAGCCAGUGCACGCUCUUUGGAAGAACACAUUUCAAAGUUGAUAUCUGACAAUGAGGCAGUAGUUGACAACAAGCAGCUGGACAGUGUGAAGCCAAGAAGGACCUCCCUCUCAAGGAGAGGUAGCAUAGACUCUCCUAAAUCGUACAUAUUCAAAGACUCUUUUCAGUUUGAUCUCAAACCAAUUGGGAGAAGGUCAAGUUCCAGCUCAGACAUCCCAAAGUCCCCGUUCACUCCCACAGAUAAAUCAAAGCCAGUAUUUCUUCUCUCUGUACCUUCUCAGUACCCGCCAAUGGACUGUUUGCCAAUAACAAGGAGCAACUCUAUGCCUACGACACCCGGACACUCUGUUGUUCCCCUUAAUGUGCCUCCCACACCCCAUCCUUUGCGCAUUUACCAUUCAUUUGAUGACAAAAUUAGUUCACUGAAUGAUGAUGUAUUUUCAUCGGCCCCAUCCACCCCAAAUCCUGCAAUACAUCCUCGCACCUUAGUCAGACAAGUGGCCGUGGAAGACUUCUCCACGACUGAGGGGCACUGCCUCCCAACUGUUCGUUCCAUGGAUGAGGGCUAUCACGGUCCAAGCAAUUCUGCAGAACUGAUGCAGAGAAGCAGAUCAUUUGAACACAAUCAGGACAGAAACAGAAAGCCUCAGCAGAAUAAAGGCACAAUGUAUGAGUGUGAAACCUGUCGUAACCGGUACAGAAAGUUAGAGAAUUUUCAAAAGCAUAAGAAAUACUACUGCUCUGAGCUCCAUGGUCCAAAAAAUAAGCCUACGCCUGUCAAAGAAACGGAACAGGAUGUACUUCAUGUUAGCGUACAGCAGCCCAUGGUUGCUAGAUCGACCGGUGGUCCAGGAAUAUUGGAUCAACAAACGUCAAUUAGGAAGAGAAGAAAAAUGAAAAGUGUUGGUGACGAGGAUGAUCAGUCUCCAACGGAUACCAUUCCACCUUGCUCAGUCAGUUUUGAGCUACCAUCAGCUAUGACAAACAGGACUUUUUCUCAGCCUCCUCUAAUCGUAGACAUACAGCCCAAAAACAACCAGUCAAAGCUACCUCAGAUUCAACUUGUAGCAAGAGGCGUCAAUGCGGCUGAUUCCCGACUGUCACCAAUACGGGAGACCCAGAUGAGCACCUCUACUAAAGGAGAAAUGCAAAGACAAGGCAGCGGUACAUCAGUCAUUAGACACACCAACUCGCUGAGCAGACCCAAUUCCUUUGAGACAGAGUCUAUCGACAGGGUCUCUCCUGUUGACAGUAUGGAGAAGGAUUCCCUUAAUAAAUCCAAAACAGACGUAACAGCAGGUGUCUCAGCUGACAGUUACCAUGAAAAAAUAUCCCACCCCAAGAGUGUUGACUAUGGAAAACAAAGGAAGGAGCAGAGCACUGAUGGCACAGUGGCAGCAGCUGUUGAAAGCUCCACUCCCGUCCAUCAAUCUCGCCUUGUUCGCCAAAACAACAUCCAAGUCCCAGAGAUUUUGGUCACAGAGGAGCCUGACAGAGAACAUGAAACACAGACUACUGAGCCAGGAGAUAAGCCUGCAGAUCAGUUCAGCUGGCCUCAGAGAAGUGAGAGUUUGUCAAAGUUACCUGCAGAGAAACUUCCCCCUAAGAAGAAAAGGAUUCGCCUGGCCCAAAUGGACCACUCAUCAGGUGAAUCCAGUUUUGAGUCCAGCCUCACACAAAGCCUCAGCAGGGACAGUAGUCUUUCUCGUUGCUCCAGCAUCUCGGCCUCUUUUGACAGAGAUGAGCCAUCUAGGUCAGAGAGUCCUUCCAGAGGGGAGUGCGUUGGCAAGAUUCCUGAACCUCACUGUUUACCAGCCGCCUUCAACACCCUUGGCGUGCCAGGAAUUAUGAGGCGUGCCGCAUCUGAACAGAUCACUUGUACUCAACCCUCUGUGGAGAUUUCAUGUGACUACCGUAGCAAGUCCUUUGACUGCGGAAACGUAUCUCCCAGUAGGUCUCUGUCUCCUGUUGGUCAGCCAAAAAGUGCCCAAAUCUCCCAGGUGCCACUUAUUGAAAGGAGGCGGGGGCCAUUAGUUCGGCAGAUGUCCUUAAAGAUAGGCCCAGAGAGUCAGCAACCUGUUCGAAAAGCUGUCCAACCUCUAGAUAAACCUCUAAUUGCAAAUGUAAGCUCUUUUACACACAAUAGAUCCCAUCAGAUUCACAUUGCCAAUAGGCGCGCUAUAGCUCAGCCUUUCAUUCUGCAAACUGGUGAAGCACCAUUACAAAAGAAUGAGCAAAUGGUGCAAAGCAUUAAUUUGGGUAGCCCAACCCAGCAAGCUCAAGUCCAUGGCCUUCCACACCCUUGGCAUCAAACAUCAAGAGUUCAAAUUUGCCAAAAGUUACAAAAGCCACUCAACCAGAUCUCAGUUUGUCGCGAGAAUAUUAAAAACAAACCAGUUGACUCUGAAGAAAAGAAAAGUUUUGUGCCCAAAUACCAACUACAGUGUCCCGCUCUGAGAACCAGCCAAACAUUUUCUUUCUCCAGCACACAGGGAACUCAGAUAGCCUUGCCAGUUUUGACAAUACCUAUUGCCAAUCCAAUGUUGAACAUUUCCAAAUCAUCAGAUGCAAUCCAAAAUGUUUAUGUUGCUCAACAUAAUCAGCAGUCCUCUGACAUUAAGACACAGACUGUUGUUUUGUCAGGUGAACAGCAAAGAGACCUGUUUGAUCAAACCCACACAGGUGCUUUACCACUGCCACAGAUCCUGAUAACACACGAGCAAAUGCACUUACCUCCCUCUAUGUCCAGUAAAAAUCUCUUGCCAUCCAGUCACAGUGUAGAGGGUGAUACUCAUGCUGUACCAACUGCAAAGACAGACAGAACUCAAACAGUGAGCACUCAUAAUCAUACAGGAGAACCGACACCUUCUCUUGGAUCUUUGCAUUGCACACAGAAGCUGGCAUCAGUAACUCUAUGCCCACAGCAGGAACCAACAGCUUCGAGUAAACGAAUGCUGUCACCCGCCAACAGCCUGGACAUAUACAUGGAGAAGCACCAAAAGCGGGCUAAGGAUGAGCACGGUGUGGCUUGUCUAACCGAUGGCAGGUCGGUCAAUUAUCUUAAUUCCAAGAUGUCAGAGGUGACCCGACAACGGAAGCUGACACUCGUUAGGCAGGUUUGCACAACAGAACCAGUGGAUAGUCCCAUUGAAACUGAGGCUCCACCUCUGCCCCAGGUUAAAUCAGAUGGGGAGAAGGACUCUGAGGCUACUGAUGAUGUUAAACCGAUGUCACCUGACAGCACUGGGCUGGAAAAAGACACAAGAACAGUUAUUCACGAGGAGACAGGUCCUGCCCUGAAUACAACACCUGGAAGCCAGGGCACCUCCAUGCCAAGCAACAAUACUCUAAAGGCCCAAGAGAAAGCUGAGGAAUCGAGAUGGACUCCUUCCAAAUCUCCAAUCAGGCCCUCAAGCUUCCACGGCGGUCAGGUGAAACUGACCACAUCUGUGUCUGUGGUUAACACAAAAGACAGCCACCGCCUGUCUUUCCCCAGCCUGAAGACUGCCACCACUUUCACAUGGUGUUUCCUGAUGAAGAGGAAACCCCUUCAUGUUCCACAGACUGACUUCAAGACUUCGGCGUACGCUUCCUGGACAGUCAACCCCAACAACCCCAACCCGCUGGGCUUGCCCACCAAGGUGGUCAUGUCUCUGUUUGACUCCAAGCAGAGCACCAAGAAAAUACACUACACCUCAGCCAUAAAAACCUGCGGGAAAUCCGAUAUCUUGUCUUAUUCAGGCAAACUGAAAGAGGUCAUGUCCAAGGUGCCAAUAACCCAGAAGUCUGUAUCAGUUGAAACCAGAAGUAAAGUGCAACCAGAAACUCAGGCCAGCAACGAUUCGGACAAGGACUUGGCCUCUGCAACGGAACCGAGACGGGUCAAAAUAUUUGACGGCGGAUACAAAUCUAAUGAGGAGUAUGUUUACGUACGUGGGCGUGGACGGGGUAAAUACAUCUGUGAGGAAUGUGGGAUUCGUUGCAAGAAGCCCAGCAUGUUGCGCAAACACAUCCGCACCCACUCUGAUGUCCGGCCAUACCACUGUGUCCACUGCAACUUCUCCUUCAAGACCAAGGGGAAUCUGACCAAGCACAUGAAAUCCAAGGCGCACAGUAAGAAGUGCAUGGAGAUGGGGGUGCCCGAGGGUCUCAUUGAGGAUCAGGAUGCAGAGGACUCUGGAGAUCGCAGUCAGGUGAGCAGCGCCGACCGCCAAGAUUCAGACGGAGACGACUCCGACGGCCCCGACGACGAGGAGAAUGACGACAACGAGGAGGAAGAGGAGGACAGCCAGGCCGAGUCUGGGCUGUCCACCAACCCCUCCGUCUCUGCCAGCCCGCAGCACAUCCCUUCCAAAGAGGCCGACAUCCCCCCUAGCGCUCUCCUAGCCCAGAUGUCAAUCAGCACAGUGUCCCUCUCCUUGUCCCAGCCUCCAGCUCCUGAAUCGCACACAUCAGACUCUGAAUCUGUCCCCAUGAUGAGCCCCGUUUCCCUGAGCAAGCAGAUUUCCAUCUCGGGGUCCUGCUACAGUCCCAUGCCCUUCCCCAGCUCUCCUCCUCCUCCUCCUGUAACCACCACCACCACAUCAGACUCCUACACCUCAGACACAGAGUCAGUGCACAUGAUGAGUCCAGUGUCACCAUGCAGGCAGAUGUCCAUCGACUACCCCGACUUUGAUGUCCCCCCUAGUCCCCCAGUGCCAGGCAAAGGCUCCAAGCUAGGCCAGGACACUUCUACUCCUCCUGCUGUGGCGACCAGUGAGUCGAGUAUACCAGUGGACCGGAGCACGCAGACGUCCUCCUACGUUUCUCAAGUCCCGACGCACUUUCCCCUGCAGGGAGUUUCCCAAACACCGGGAACGGAGACCCACCUGUUCAGCCACCUGCCCCUGCACUCCCAGCAGCCUUCCCGCUCCUCGUACAGCAUGGUCCCGGUUGGAGGGAUCCAGCUGGUGCCCGCCGGCCUCGCGGCUUACUCCACCUUCGUACCAAUCCAGGCGGGCCCCGUCCAGCUCACCAUCCCGGCGGUGAGCGUCAUCCACAGGAACACGAGCCCGUUGCCGGCCCCCAACACCCCGCCCCAGCCGGAGAGCUUGCAGACCCAGCCGCUGGUGGUGCAGGAGCCGGUCAGCAGCGUCGUUCCUUGCUUCCCCCUGGGUCAGGUCGCCGGCCUCCAGGCUCAGACGAUACAGCAAGUGGGUCUGGAGACGCUUAACCUCAUGGGUCUGACUAACACAGGCCUGGCAUCCACGCAGCUGCUUCCCCAGCAAGGCCUCACCUUAAACGCCACCCUCGGGCUGCAGGUUCUAGCUGCCAACCCCACCUCCCAAAACAGCACGGGCCCCCAGACACACGUCCCAGGCCUGCAAAUAGUUAACAUCGCCCUCCCUGCGCUCAUCCCUUCCCUCAGCCCCCUGUCGGCGCUCAGUCCUCUCCCCGGGUCCUCCGAGAGGCAGGGCAGCCCCGAAGCUCCCGGGGGGUUGCAGCCAUCUCAAAAUGAACACGGGCUUGGCUCCGCUCCACCAUGCGCCCCUUUGAAGGUCAGCAGUUCUCCAGAGCUGACGUUGGGCAGCAGCAGCAGCAGCAACAGCAGCAGCAGGCUGAGCCCCGGAGUCAGCGGCGGAGCAGAGCUCGCACAGACCGUGGAGAGAGAAGAGAGAGGUAAAUCCCCACAGCAGCAGCAGCAGCAUCCGUCACCAGCUCCGCAGCGUCAAGCAGAAAGUCCGAAACAGUUGACAGCCGAAGGAGCUAAUGACCCCGCACCUCUAAGACAGCCGCCAGUGACCAGCUGGCACAAGGCAACUGAUGACUAUAAUGAGGCAUCCAGUGACGAUGAAGACAGGCUGGUCAUUGCCACCUGAAAAACCCCCACAUGGAAAGCUCUUGUUCUCUUUUUUGUAAUUCUUGUCACUUUGUAAGACUGAAAACACUUUUCAGGGGUUUGUUUCUUUGCAAAUCACCUUUCAAAGCACAGAUGCUGACAUUCAUAUUGUACGUGCAAUCAUAUGUUAUAAUUAUAAUGACGACCAAUAAUUUUAUUUUUACUCCAGACGGUUUCUUUUUUCUUCUUGUUUUGUACAUGUUGUAUAGACGAUUGUGCCUUUAUGGAGUUUCUUGUUUAGGAACCUGUAUAUAUAUAAUUCCUUAUAAAUUCAGUAGAUGCUUGUGUUUAUUUCAGAAAAAAAAAACGAGUAGAAAGAAGCAUAGCAAUGGAGAAUAUCAGGUUUUUUUUUUUUUUUGGAGGAUUUGUCAUUCGUAAAUUUAUGGACUUAUAAAUGUUGUACUGGUAUAUGUACAUUUCUAUGGAUUAUGGGGCGAUGUUUCUGUGUACAGAUGUUGUGUUCAACUAUUUAUUAUAAUCCAUCUAGUGCCCAUUAUAAUUCAUAAGUCCAUAAGUAUGUGCAUUAUGGUAGCUUUACAUUGCUGUAUCAAUAUUCUUAACUGUAUCAGUAAAAAAUUUGUUUAUAAACCUUUAAAA